Cavia porcellus (domestic guinea pig) is the source of this 4995-nucleotide messenger RNA. It is a transcript of the gene Cald1, whose product is annotated as caldesmon 1. Bases 367 to 2757 code for a protein of 796 amino acids. Gene Ontology annotation, biological process: actin filament bundle assembly; muscle contraction; angiogenesis. The record is from RefSeq and is a predicted model, not a curated record. Gene Ontology annotation, molecular function: actin binding; myosin binding; calmodulin binding. NCBI's taxonomy places the organism in Eukaryota, Metazoa, Chordata, Mammalia, Rodentia, Caviidae. The transcript has 14 exons. Gene Ontology annotation, cellular component: actin cytoskeleton.
GAUGAGUGAUUUCCUGAGCAUGCCUAGGGAAUGACAGGCAUCUGCUCAGGCAGACUGCGUUACCUUGGCCGGUGUCGUCAUUGGCUGCCUAUUAGAAAAACUGCAAGACAAUGCAUACCACUGCCUGCGACUGUAAACAUAAGGGCUAUGUGUUCCCUUAGCAUGGACUUCGGGGAGGGGCCAAAAAAGGGCGGUCUGCAGUUUUAUUGAGUAGGGCACUGUGGGCUAGGCUGCCUGCCUGCCUACCGCUCUCUUGCUGUGCUCCUGCUUAAAGGAAUCAGUCCGUCCUCUCCAACCUCGUCCACCGAGAAGAAGUUGCAGCGUCAGGGAGACAUUGCCUGGUCUCCUUAAACCUGACACCUCACCAUGGAUGAUUUUGAACGUCGCAGAGAACUCAGGAGACAAAAGAGGGAGGAGAUGCGGUUGGAAGCAGAAAGAAUCGCCUAUCAGAGAAAUGACGAUGAUGAAGAAGAGGCUGCCCGGGAACGGCGCCGCCGAGCCCGACAGGAGAGGCUGCGGCAGAAGCAAGAGGAGGAAUCCUUGGGACAGGUGACUGACCAGCUGGAGGUUCAUGCCCAGAACAGUGUCCCUGAUGAGGAGGCCAAGCCAACCACCACAAACACUCAGGCAGAAGGUGAUGAGGAGGCUGCAUUACUGGAGCGUCUGGCUCGGAGAGAAGAGAGACGCCAAAAACGUCUUCAGGAAGCACUAGAGCGGCAGAAGGAGUUUGAUCCAACAAUAGCAGAUUCCAGUCUGUCACAGCCAAGCCAAAGAAUGCAGAACAACCUAGUAGAGAAUGAGACUGCGGAGAAGGAAGAAAAAAGGGAGAGUCGCCAAGAAAGAUACGAGAUGGAAGAAACAGAGAUCGUUACCAAGUCCUACCAGAAGAAUGACUGGCAGGAUGCUGAAGACAGAAAGAGAGAAGAAAAAGAAAAGGAGGAAGAGGAAGCAGAGAAGCCAAAGCAAGGGAGCAUUGGAGAAAACCAGGUAGAGGGGCUGGUAGAAGAGAAAACAGCAGAGAUUCAAGAGGAGACGGUGGUAACGGUGAUGAAAAAUGGGCAGAUUAGUGCAGAAGAGUCUAAACCAGAGGAGGAGAGGGACCGAGGCUCAGGGGAGGCUUCCCAUAAUGAAAAGAUGGAAGAGGAAGAGCGAGAAAGAGCUGAGGCAGAGAGGUUAAGGUUAGAAGCAGAAGAAAGAGAAAGGAUUAAAGCUGAGCAAGAAAAAGAGAUAGCACAGGAGAGAGCAAGAAUUGAAGCAGAAGAAAAAGCGGCUGCACAAGAAAGGGAAAGGAAAGAGGCAGAAGAGAGGGAGAAGACCAAGGAGGAGGAGAGAAGAAGGGCGGAGGAGGAGAGAAGGGUGGAGGAGGAGAGGAGGGCAGAGGAGGAGAGAAGGGCAGAGGAGGAGAGAAGGGCGGAGGAGGAGAGAAGAGCAGAGGAGGAGAGAAAGGCCGCGGAAAAGAGAAAGGUGGAGGAGGAGAAAAGGGCCGAGGAGGAAAGGCAGAGAGCCAAGGCAGAGGAGGAGGCUAGGAUAGAAGAGCAAAAACGAAAAAAGCAGCUAGAAGAGAAAAAAAAAGAAAUGCAAGACACAAAGAUGACAGGGGAGAAAGGAAAAGACAAAAGAGAAGGGAAAUGGGUAAAUGAAAAGAAAGUGCAAGAAGAUAAGCCUCAGACAGCUGUCCUAAAGAAACAGGAAGAAGAAAGGGGAGCUAAAGAGCAAGCUCAAAAACAAAAGUUCCAAGAAGACAAGCCUGCUUCCAAAACACAAGAGAUCAAAGAUGAGAAGAUUAAAAAGGAUAAGGAGCCCAAAGAAGAAGUUAAGACCUUCUUGGAUCGCAAGAAAGGAUUUACAGAAGUGAAGUCACAGAAUGGAGAAUUCAUGACCCACAAACUUAAAGUCACCGAGAAUGCAUUUAGCCCCAGCCGCCCUGGAGGCAGCAAGGAGGCCGAGGGCGCCCCACAGGUGGAGGCAGGCAAGCGGCUGGAGGAGCUGCGCCGCCGGCGCGGGGAGACCGAGAGCGAGGAGUUCGAGAAGCUCAAGCAGAAGCAGCAGGAGGCGGCCCUGGAGCUGGAGGAGCUGAAGAAGAAGAGGGAGGAGCGCAGGAAGGUGUUGGAGGAGGAGGAACAGAAGAAAAAGCAGGAGGAGGCAGACCGCAGAGCCAGGGAGGAGGAGGAGAAGAGGCGGCUAAAGGAGGAGAUUGAGAGGCGAAGGGCAGAAGCUGCUGAGAAACGCCAGAAGAUGCCGGAAGAUGGUUUGUCAGAUGAGAAGAAGCCUUUCAAGUGUUUCACCCCCAAAGGCUCAUCUCUCAAGAUAGAAGAGCGAGCAGAAUUUUUGAAUAAAUCUGUGCAGAAAAGCAGUGGUGUCAAAUCAACUCAUCAAGCAGCAGUGGUCUCCAAGAUUGACAGUCGCCUAGAGCAAUACACCAGUGCAAUUGAGGGAACAAAAACUGCAAAGCCUACCAAACCAGCAGCCUCAAAUCUCCCUGUUCCUGCUGAAGGCGUGCGCAACAUCAAGAGCAUGUGGGAGAAGGGAAACGUGUUUUCAUCCCCCACUGCCUCAGGCACACCAAAUAAGGAAACUGCUGGCCUGAAGGUGGGAGUGUCCAGCCGCAUCAGUGAGUGGCUCACUAAAACCCCCGAUGGGAACAAAUCGCCUGCUCCCAAGCCUUCUGACUUGAGGCCGGGAGAUGUAUCUGGCAAGCGGAACCUCUGGGAAAAGCAGCCUGUGGAUAAGGUCACUUCCCCCACUAAGCAGGUUUGAAGCAGUUGGAGAAAAACCCAAGCUCAAGAUGCUGGACCAGCUCAAUUGUAGAGGGCUCAUUGCUCUGUUUUAUAUUUAUGUUUUACUAAAUUGGGUUCAUUUUCUUUUGUUUUGUUUUUCAAUAUCCCAGUAAACCCAUGUAUAUGAUCACUAUAUUUAAUAGUCACAUCUAGAGAUGUUCAUGGUCAACUUUGCACAGGAGCCUGUUUCGAAAGAAACCCAUGCUGUGAAAUAGACUUUUCUACUGCUCAUCAGAACUCUUUGUCUGAACAGUGAUACCAAUCAAGUGGAAGUCAACAAAGGGGAUUCAAGAUUAAGAUUGCCUGAGGAAUUUGUGCAGUAUCUAGAAAAAUGAACCAUAGGAUUUUUUAAAAAAUUCAUACAGAAGUGACAUUAUUUCUGCACUUUAGAAUAAAGCAUGGAAGAAAUUAUCUAGAGUAGGCAAUUGUAACUUUCUGAAAUAACCCAUAUCAGAUUUGAUAUACAGCAAUAAUGAUUGUCUUUUUUAAAAAAGAAGAUGUACUAAGGUAUUACUUUUUUCAUGCUGAUUCAUAUCUAAAUUGGAUUAUUAUUUUAGCUGACAGUGGUACUGAUUUUUUUUUAGGUUGAUUGCUUUGUGGAUUUCUUUGGUAGUGAUAGUAGCCUGAACCACAUUUUAGAUUACCCAGUUAUGUAUGUAUGUAUGUGCAUACACAUAUACAAACACACUAAUGGUAGAAUGCUUUUUCAUGUGCUAGACUAUUAUAUUUAGUAGUAUGUCCUUGUAACUAGCCAAUAUCACAGCUUUUUAAAAGUUAAAAAUCACAAUAUUAUAUUAAUAUUUCAUAUUUGCCAGUCGAAACAUGGCAGAUAGGUAUCAAUAUGUUUUCAAUGCCCAAUGACCUAUAAUAAAAAGCACUGCAACAAAGAAGGAUUAGAAAUGUCAAAAAUGAGUUAAAAUUUUCUAUAAAAUAGUAUUUACUUUAUAACUAAAGGCAAUCUUGAAGUCCAGUGUGAAUUGUAUUAAAUCUACCAAACUCAAAGCCUGCUUAUUUAUAACAAUAAAGUUCACAGUAAGUUGGCCUACAUGAGAACUAACAUCUCUUCCCUCACUGAAAUGUAAAGACAAGAAUUUCAGUGAUGAUAUUACACAGACUGGAAUUCCACAUAGAGGUCUAAGCAAAGGCUGAUUCGGGUUCAUGUUUAGAAGCAAACAAGUCAAUAAAAUCCAGUGUUGAGGAGUCCAAUAGUAUUUCUAUCUUUAUAUACCCUGAAACAUUUUUAAUUAAACUUUUCUACCUUUUUUAGUCAUUUAUAUCUGUUAUAAGUUGAUAAUGUGUUGAAAUUUCAAAAAAGUGUACGUUAAUUCUACUUUUGCUUUUUCCCCGAGUCAAUUUUGACAUUAUUAUUGCACACACGCAAUCUAGACAUCAGAUUUUAUUUUAACCUCCAAGUCUUUUUUAUUGACAAUAGAUGAAAGAGGAUGCCAGUGUGUUGGCAAAAUGUCCUAGGGUAGACAACACACACAGUGUCAUCUAUGAACUCAUACCUCAUUUAUCAAAAAUUGCCUUUGUCUCAAUUUCUACCAGACUGACAGAGUUUCUCAAACAACUGUUUUCUGACCCACAUAUUUUCCUGGAAAGGCUCACUGUGGCUUCAGGAAUAGCCAUUGCCUUAGAAAUCUGUUUCCUCACGAUCAGGAAAGGCUAGUGGAAUCCCCUAUCUUUCAGCAAAGCUUGGACAAAGGAAGAUAAGCCACCAAGAUUGCACACAUACUCCCAACCACCCAUGACAGAGUAGACACAAGUCUAUGAUAAGAUAAAAUAGGAUUUACAUGAAGCACCAAUGUAAAUAACUACCAUCAUUGCAGUGAGACGGAUCAAUUGCAUUGUUGAUUGUGAGAGAAUAUUGCUGUGUUGAGCUUUUGAACCAGAGCAUCUCCUGGUCACUAUCACAUAUUCCUCUAGAAAGUGUGACAUUGAGAAGAGAAUGUAUUGAUUCUGACUUUUAUUCCAAUAUUUGGAUGGAAUAAGUUUAGGAUAGAAUUCUGUUCAGUUUGGAUUUAAUCUUUUGCAAAGCAAGUUCCUCAAUACAAUUCUCUGUUAUCUUUAAGAGAUUAUACUGUAAGUCAACUAGCAUGUUCUGUGAAUCUGCCAUUCCUAAAAAUGUUACAAACACUUGAUAAUUUUCACUGAUGACUGAUCGCUGCAAUAAAAUAUAUUGUGAAAAUGCAUCCACAAUAAAUGGAAUUCCUCCAAA